GAGGUGGAAUUCGCCGCGUCCUUCGACGCCGAUGCGCCAGCCGACGCCAGCGAGGAGCUCGUGGGCAGCGGCACGUCGGGCUCGGUCUUGCACUUCGACCUCGGGUUCAGCCUGUGCUCCUCCAGCGCGGCAGCGCCGCGGCCGGAGCUGGACAAGGCCGGCUUCGAGCGGCGCCUGGGCGCGCGGGCCGCGGACUUCGCCGCCUUCCAGCUGUCGGUGCUCCGGCUCUACUCGGACUCGCUGGAGCCGAGGGAGCCGUACGCGCAGCCGGAAACCACUGCCACCCCGCCGCCCGCUGCCGCCGUGGGUGCGGGUGUCGACGAAGAGGGCGCACCCCUCAUGGAACAGCUCUGGUGGCUGCCCUUCCUCGGCGUCCUCCUCGUGGCGGCGGCUGCGCUGGCGGCCUGGUUUUUCUUCAGGGAGCGCCGCCGCAAACGCCGGAAGUUGUCCAGCCAGAUGAGUUUCGAGAGCUCCGUGGGAGUGCAGGAGUACAGCAGCAGGGCGUUUCCAGCGGAGACCCAGAGCGACUUCAGGUGGCACGAGGAGCGUUACCUCGCCCGCGUCGUCGCGGCCUUCGACCCACAGUCCCAGCCAGGCUCGUGCGACGCCUGCCUGGAGCUGCUCAUGUCGGAGGAGGAACAGUUGAAAGAACGGUGGCUCUGCCGCCCAGCC
Messenger RNA from Prorocentrum cordatum, 672 nucleotides. The record is from the annotation of a GenBank genome assembly. NCBI's taxonomy places the organism in Eukaryota, Dinophyceae, Prorocentrales, Prorocentraceae.